AUGGUAACUUUACCUUGAAAUGAUGAAGACUGAUUGGAAAAGAAGACAUAUUCUCUUGAUCAAACAGUUUGAAAAUGGUUGAAUGGACAUCUGAGAAUCAAAAGUAAUAAAAUAUUAGAUGGUUCCAUUUUUCUUUAUGUUUGAUAUUUGAGAAGUUUUGAUAAAUUGUGGGAGAACGAACCUUGGAUUAAUUUAACAAGAGUUCCAGUUAUUGUGAUAUAGAGUUUUUGAUGUUUGUACUUGAGAAGCUAAAACAAGAACAGUAACAUUGGAUUAGGAUAGUGGUGGUGUUGAUGGUAAUAGUGGUGAAGAUGAUGAUGAAGAUGAUGAUGGUGACCAUGAAGAUAAUGAUAGUGAAGAGAUGAUGGUUGUGGGUGAUGGUGAAGAUGAUGGUGGUGGAGGUGGGUGAUGGUGAUGAUGGUGGUGGUGAAGAUGAUGGUGGUAGUGAAGAGAUGAUGGUGGUGGUUUUGAUGAUGGUGGUGGUGAAGAUGAUGGUGGUGGUAGUGGUGGAAGAUGAUGAUGAAGAAGAGACAGUGGUAGUGAAGAGAUGAUGGUAGUGGUUUUGAUAAUGGUGGUGGUUUUGAUGAUGGUGGUGGUUUUGAUAAUGGUGGUGGUUUUGAUAAUGGUGGUGGUUUUGAUGAUGGUGGUGGUUUUGAUGAUGGUGGUGGUUUUGAUGAUGGUGGUGGUUUUGAUGAUGGUGGUGGGUUUGAUGAUGGUGGUGGUUUUGAUAAUGGUGGUGGUUUUGAUGAUGGUGGUGGGUUUGAUAAUGGUGGUGGUUUUGAUAAUGGUGGUGGUUUUGAUGAUGGUGGUGGUUUUGAUGAUGGUGGUG
Messenger RNA from Paramuricea clavata, 829 nucleotides. The record is from the annotation of a GenBank genome assembly. Lineage: Eukaryota; Metazoa; Cnidaria; Anthozoa; Malacalcyonacea; Plexauridae.